Molecule: messenger RNA, 522 nt
Organism: Oikopleura dioica
Lineage: Eukaryota; Metazoa; Chordata; Appendicularia; Copelata; Oikopleuridae
Source: the annotation of a GenBank genome assembly
AUGGGAAACUGUUUACGAUCGGAAGCCUCCGACGAUGAAAGUCUAAUAGAUAGCGAAAACUUAGGCGACGCACCGGUUCCAGCACAACAAGAGAAUGCACAACAGAGAAGCUCGCGACAGGGAGGAAAUCGACAGAGAAGGCAAAGAGGCUGGCGUAAUCGUAGACGCCAGCAACAGUAUGCCAGGGAACCGCCUGUAGUGCCAGACGCGACGCAGUACUUUCACUUUGGCGCGAAUGUGAUGGUGAGCAAUCUUUCGGAAGGAGAACAAAUUGCCGUUGCUCAACGACUCGGAAUGAUUCAAUAUCUACCCAUCACAAAGUGGACAAAAGAAGAAAAAGGAUCGGAAGAGUGCGCGAUUUGCUUUGAAGACUUUGAAGAAGGCGUGCCCAUCCGCUACUUGCCCUGCGUUCACUUCUACCACGCCAAAUGCGUCGACGAUUGGUUGAUCCGAUCUUUCACCUGCCCAACCUGCAUGGCUCCGGUCGAAUCUGGACUCCAAGCUUCCCUUUCCUCAGCCUGA